UCUGGCGACACUUCUGUCGUCGCUAGCUCCCUUCUCGGAGGACGUACCUGCUCCUGGUGGCCCUGAGGGCGGCAGGCCAGGGGCGACCCAGAAAGUAAGAGGCUGCGGGACAGCAGUCCGCAGGUCUCUGGGGCUAAGUGUCGCAGCAGCGCACCUCGCAGAGAGAAUCCGGAGGAGGAGGAGACUGCGAGGAUAGGCCCAGGAGUAAUGGAGUCCAAAGAGGAACAAGUGGUAAAAGAUCUCAACAUGGAUAAUACCAACCAGGAAAAUGAAGAGAAGGCUGAAAAGGAGCAAGAUGCUAAUAAAGGGGAGCCCUUGGCCCACCCUUUGGAAUACUCUGUUCCUAGAGGAAAUCGUAGGCGAUUCCGCGUUAGGCAGCCCAUCCUGCAGUAUAGAUGGGAGGUAAUGCACAGGCUUGGAGAGCCACAGGCAAGGAUGAGAGAAGAGAAUAUGGAAAGGAUUGGAGAGGAGAUGAGACAGCUGAUGGAAAAGCUGAGGGAAAAGCAAUUGAGUCAUAGUCUGCGGGCAGUUAGCACCGACCCCCCUCACCAUGACCAUCGUGAUGAGUUUUGCCUUAUGCCCUAAAUCCUGAUGUUUUCCCUGAAGUUAAUAGGGAGACCCCUGCUUCCUAAACUUACAUAUUUGUGAUGUACGUUUGUGGUAAACCUUUUGAUGUUACUUGUUUCAUGUGGGUCUCCUAUUACCAGCUUCUGAUUGAAUGUUGUGUUUUUGACCCAGUUUGUAAGUUUCUGUCAGCAAGGGAGUUUUGCCUAUUGCAUGGAAAGAUGCUCAUUAUAUAUUGUGAAAUUAAUAAAGCAGUUUAAAAAAGCA
Molecule: messenger RNA, 831 nt
Organism: Otolemur garnettii (small-eared galago)
Lineage: Eukaryota; Metazoa; Chordata; Mammalia; Primates; Galagidae
Product: protein BEX1
Exons: 3
Coding region: 208-585 (125 amino acids)
Biological process (GO): signal transduction
Cellular component (GO): cytoplasm; nucleus
Molecular function (GO): signaling receptor binding
Source: RefSeq, a predicted model, not a curated record